This is a messenger RNA of Gongylonema pulchrum, 522 nucleotides long. The record is from the annotation of a GenBank genome assembly. Lineage: Eukaryota; Metazoa; Nematoda; Chromadorea; Rhabditida; Gongylonematidae.
AUGCCUGACGAAAAGCAAUGUGUGGGAACAUCUAUAACCUUAACUUCGGAGCCAGUUGAAUGGCGCAUUGGACAUAAGGAGUCAAGCAGUUCUACUUCAGUUUCCGUUGAAGGAAAGGACCCCGAAAGUCAGAUUAUCAAUGAAUAUCGAAUGCAGCCAGCGCAACUGAACAGCAGAACUGGAACUUAUAGCAGCACAGGUGUUGCUACGGCUCACACUUCCCAGUAUUCCACAGUUCCACCAACGCCAUCACAAAGCAUGCAGGAUGCUACGGAAAGCAGCAGUGCAACUCGUACAACAGCGAUAUCAUCAUCGUCGACAGCUGUGCCACAAUCGUCGGAAAGCAUUUCACUUGACAAUACCAGUGUAACAAAUAACCGCGAAAAUGAUCUACGUUCGAAAGCGGAUCGUCUGCUAGAAGAAAGAAAAAUGGAAGAAAGAAAUGCACCGUUGGGAGUAGCAGCAGCAGCAGCAGCACCAGGCAAUUAUCACGAUGAAGAAGCAUUUCCAACGGAACACAGA